Molecule: messenger RNA, 2144 nt
Organism: Cuscuta europaea
Lineage: Eukaryota; Viridiplantae; Streptophyta; Magnoliopsida; Solanales; Convolvulaceae
Source: the annotation of a GenBank genome assembly
AUUCAAUCUUCUUUAAAUCAUUUGGUUGUGCUAUAUUCACAAGAAAAAAGAGAAUAAUUUAUGACAAUGCUUAAUUCGCUACCUGCUUCAAUAUGCAUUUUUCAUGGUCAUGGCCUUCAAACUUCUAAUAGAUCAGCGGCAGCAGCUCAUCAUCAACCGUCAUCGUUUCGUCUAAUGUGUAGUCAAACAACAACAAUGAGCAGAAGAAGAUCUGGGGAUUAUGCGCCUCCUACUUGGGAUUACACUUACCUUCAGUCCUUCAACACUAAUAACUAUACAGAUAACUUUCCAUUUAGGGAAAUGGGAACUUUCCAACGGGACAUCCAAAAAAGGAAAGCGGGAACAUUCCAACGGGACGGAGGAAACUGAGAGGUACGUGACAAGACGUGAUGAGUUGAAGAAAAAGGUUCAAAAUAUGUUGAAUAAUCAAGAGAUGGAAGAGUUGGAGAAAAUGGAGUUGAUUGAUGAUUUGCAAAGGCUGGGAUUGGCUUACCAUUUUGAGGAUGAAAUAACGGCAGCUUUGAAGAGAAGUAAAGGUUGCAGCCAAAAGGGGAAAGAUAAUCUCUCUUCCACAGCUCUCAAAUUUAGACUGUUCAGGCAAAAUGGCUUCUGUCCCUCUCAAGAUGCAUUUGAUGGUUUCCUGGAGGGAAGUGGAGGCAAUUUCAAGACAGACAUUUGCGAAGAUACCAAGGGAUUACUAAACUUAUACGAAGCAUCCUUUCUAUCCAUGGAAGGUGAAACCAUGUUGGAUUUGGCCAGAGACUUCUCCACCAAACACCUCAAACGGGCGGCCGCCGGCUUCAGAACCGUCGAGCCAAACCUUUUGGUGGCCGUUCAACGGGCGUUGGAAAUGCCUUUGCAUUGGAGGGUACAGAGGCUGGAGGCCAAUAUUAACAUUCACUUAUACCAAGCAAAACCGAACCAUAAUCCUCUCCUCUUGGAAUUAGCUAAACUGGACUUCAACCUUGUUCAAACUUUGCACCAACAUGAAUUGAAAUUCGUGUCAAGGUGGUGGGAGAGUUCAUAUAUUGGAGAAAGAAUGAAGUUUGCGAGAGAUAGAGUGGUAGAGAAUUUCUUUUGGGCGGUAGGAAUACAUAGCAACCCCAGGAAAUCCAACGCCAGAAGAAUGCAGGCAAAGCUUAUUUGUCUCCUUUACACAGUUGAUGAUAUGUAUGAUAUAUAUGGUACUCCGGAUGAAUUGCAAGCCUUCACUGAUGCCAUUGAAAGCAUUUGGCCGCGCAAGGGGCGAUAGUCCAUGCCCAAUACUUCAGAUGGAGCGACAUAACAGAAAUUGCACAUCUUCCCGAGUAUAUGAAGCCAUUGUAUUCUGCACUCCACAACCUUGUAAAUGAAGUGGCAAAUGAUGCCUGCGAAAAACAAGGCAUUCUUGCCUCCCGUUAUAUAAGAAAAGCGUGGUUGGAUCUUUGCAAAUCACACUUACAAGAGGCACAAUGGUUCCACAGUGGGUACACGCCAUCAUACGAAGAAUACAUUCAAAAUGCAUGCAUUUCAACAGCAGUUCCUCUGGUAAUAGUUCAUGUUUUCAUUUGGGUCAACAACCCUUUGGAUGAGCAAGCCUUACACUGCCUCUCAGAGCAUUAUCAUGACAUUGUUCAUUUCACAUCUUUGAUUCUCCGCUUAUCAAAUGACAAAGCAACCUCUACUAAUGAAAUGAAAAGAGGCGAUACACCAAAAGCUGUGGAAUGUUACAUGAAUAGUGCUAAAGUCUCUAUCCAUGACGCUCAAGAUAACAUCAAUUCUCAAAUAAAUGAGGCAUGGAAGAAGAUGAAUAAGAUUGGAUUUGAAGAUAACCCGGCCUUUUCCAAAAUAUUCAUUGAAAUCUCAAAAAAUGUUGCUAAAGUGGCUCAGUACAUGUAUCAACAUGGAGAUGAUGACCAUGGGGCGAAGUCUAUAUUUUUCGAACCUAUUCCUUAAGAUUAAGCUAGUUUUCCAAAUAGUUUAUGACACAAAUAAUUUUGAUUGAAUAUUGAAAUUUCUAAUCUGGGGGUUAUAAUUUUUAGUGUGAUAUAUACCCGUGUGAAAGAUUUCAAUGUUAUAAAUGUCAUCCAUAUUGUACAAGUGUUGGUUAUGUGUUCCUUCCGUUAAAUUGAAUGACACAUUAAUUUUUGUUUGUAACUUCGAAU